Messenger RNA from Trichomonas vaginalis G3, 1353 nucleotides. Its product is annotated as armadillo (ARM) repeat-containing protein family. The transcript has a single exon. The record is from RefSeq and is a predicted model, not a curated record. Lineage: Eukaryota; Parabasalia; Trichomonadida; Trichomonadidae. Bases 1 to 1353 code for a protein of 450 amino acids.
AUGGAAAUUAAAGUUAUAGGAGAGAGUCAACCUGAACUACGAAGCGAUAUGACUAAUAUUGAUUUAAAUGACAUGAAACCUGAGUUUGAAGAUACAGACAGCCUUGCUGAAAUAUAUUCAAAAAUAAAUAACGGAUAUCAUAACGGGAAUUUCGAUCUUUUCUUUGAAAAUUUUGAAUUAUUAGUAAGUGUUGCCCAAGAAUAUGUUAUAUGUUAUUCAAAAGAGUUUUCUAGCUAUGAAAUAGAAAUAAUUUUGAUAAACUUACUCCAAGAUGAAAAUGUCGAUGCAUUUAUCAAGAAAUCUGCUUUAAAGAUCAUAUUCUAUCUAAUAAAACCAGACGAAUACAAAUUCAAAGAUAUAUUUUUGGAAAACGAUUUAAUUCAAAUUUUGCACACUUAUAUAGCCGAAAUAAACGCAAAACUUUUAAAAUGGUCAUUAAAGAUUCUAAUGAUUUACGCAGAUUAUUCAGAAAGGACGGCCGAAACAAUUAAAAACGAAAUUGAAUUUGAUAUUUUAAAAAAUCUCAUCAUUGAUCAAAAUACAAAAAGGGAAGUGAUAGUUCAAACAGUCAGAUUAAUAUAUUCAUUAAUGAAAUAUAUAACGAAUGAAGAUGAUUUAAAAAUUAUUAUUGAAUUAAGUGCUUUUAUUUCACGAUUUGAUAAUGACAAUAUUAGUACAUGGGGACUAUGGAUUCUAUGCAUGUCUUGUAAAUCUGAAAUUUUAGCUGAACAAAUAAUUCAAAUUGAAAACCUUCCAAAAAUCAUUACAAAGUUUAUUUCAUCAAGUAACCCAGCUGUCAUUGAACCAGCAUUAACAUUGAUUGAACAAAUUCAUACCUACAUUGAUUCGCCUAUUCCUAAUUUUGAAUAUAAAAUUUUAUUAGAAUUUUUGGAUCCAACAUGCGAAGAAAGAAGAUUUGCUGAACAUGUUGCUGCAAUAUUUGCAAAUAUAAUGACUGAUCCUGAAGCUACUGCUUAUUUUGUUAACGAAGGAUUUAUGAUUUUCUUUUUUGAAGCGUUUGAAACAGGUUCAUUCCAAACUAGAAAAAAUAUUAUUGAUUAUGUAUUUAAUUGUAUACAAACUGUUCCCUCUUCUUUGGCUGAAAAAAUUAUUGAUGAUGGUGUUUGUGAUGUAAUCAUAUCAGCCCUGGAAAUGCCGGAUUCAGAAAUCCUCGCAAAAGUUCUUUCAUGUAUUAUAACUCUUCUUAAAUUGCAGAGUUUUGCUUCUCAAUUCGAUGAAAAAGUCAAUGCCGAAUUAUUUGAUACUGUUAUUGAUGAUGAAUCAGAUCAUGUUCAACAAUUAUAUUCUGAAUUCAUUGAACUGUAUCCAAAAUAUAAAAUUGAUGACAAUUGA